ACCCCCCAGGAUGUGCAUCCAGUCCCCACCCACAGCUGCUGGAGCUUGCAGGGUGCAGCCUGCUGAGCAACAAGUCCAGGACCAUCCUGGAUCUGGAGGACCUGCCCAUAGAGCUCUUCCCACCACUCUUUGUGGAGGCCUUCAGCAGGGGACACACUGAGGUCCUGAAGAAAAUGGCGCAGGCCUGUCCCUUCACCUGCCUGCCCCUGGGGACCUUGAUGAGGCAGCCACAGCUGGAGAUGCUCCGAGUGGCACUGGAUGGGCUGGACAUGCUGCUUGCCCAGCAGGAUCGCCCCAGGAGGUGGAAACUGCAGGUGCUGGAUUUGCAGAAUGUUCACCACAACUUCUGGAGGAUGUGGUCUGGAGCCGUGGUCAAUGCCUGCUCACCAGAGGCCAUGAAGAAGAAUCAAACAUCGAAACAUGGUGCAGCAAUGGCAGCUAAGCCGCCCUUCAAGAUAGUCAUAGAGUUGUGCCUCACAGAAGGGUCCCUGGAUGAAUUCCUGACUCUCUUGUUCCUGUGGGUCACACAGAGAAGGGACAGGCUGCACCUGUGUUGCAAGAGGCUGAAGAUCUUAGGGAAACCCACCCGCCACACCAGGAAGGUCCUGAGACUGCUGCAGCUGGACUCUGUCCAGAAGGUGGAAGUGCACUGCACCUGGGCGCCCUCCACCUUGGGUGAUUGUGCUCCUUUCUUGGGCCAGAUGAGGAACCUGAGGAUGCUGCAGGUCUCCCAGGUCCGCUUGCCUGCCCACACCUCCCCAGAGGAGCAAGAGCAGCUUCUCUCCCAGCUCACCUCGCAGCACCUGAAGACCCCCCUGAAGACCCUCUCAAUAACCAAUUGCCCACUGUCAGAUUCUGACUGGAAUCAUCUUUCCCGAUGUCCAAACACCAGACAGCUCAGACACCUGGAACUGACCGAUUUCAGUCCAGAGCCCCUCAAAAUUCUGCUGGAAAGCACUGUAGCCUCUCUGAAGAGUCUGGACUUGGAAGCUUGCGGGAUCACUGACUCCCAGCUCCAGGCCCUCCUGCCUGCCCUGAGCCACUGCUCCCAGCUCAGGGUUUUGAGCUUCCAUGAGAACCGCAUCUCCAUGUCAGCCUUAAGGGACCUGCUGCUCCACACUGCCAGGCUGAGCCAGUUGAGCAUAGAGCUGUACCCUGCCCCUCUGGAGAGCUAUGAUGCCCAGGGUAUGAUCCACCCAGGGAGAUGUUCCCAACUCUGUGCUGAGAUCACAGCAAUAGUGCUGAUGGAGAAAGACGGCCCUGGGUACUUGGUGAACAAUGAGGUUCAGCCCCAGGAAGUCAAGGGAUCAAACUGA
Marmota monax (woodchuck) is the source of this 1316-nucleotide messenger RNA. RefSeq names its product PRAME family member 12-like. NCBI's taxonomy places the organism in Eukaryota, Metazoa, Chordata, Mammalia, Rodentia, Sciuridae. The record is from RefSeq and is a predicted model, not a curated record. Gene Ontology annotation, cellular component: cytoplasm. The transcript has 4 exons. Gene Ontology annotation, biological process: negative regulation of apoptotic process; negative regulation of DNA-templated transcription; negative regulation of cell differentiation. The annotation marks the transcript as partial.